AUGGCGAACAAUAACGACGGCGAUUCCGUCUCUUUCAAGCGCAGGCGCGGUACGAUUCUCGCGGCAUGCACGCGGAUACGCACAUUCGCGGAGUCCGUGACUUCCGUGACGCCGUCCAUCGCGGCACAGCUCGAGGAACGCCGAUCUAAGCUCGACGGUUAUUGGUCAGAAUACGAUGCCGUGCAAACGAGAUUAGAGGAGCAGGACGAAUCCGAAGCGGCACAUCGCGUCGCGUUCGAAGAUUCAUAUUACGCGUUGUCGGCGCGGAUACGCGAGAUGCUCAAUCCGACAACGGCGUCGCGCGCUGCGGCUUCACCUUCGCCAUCGUUUUCCGGUAGUGCGGCCACGCAUAAUUUUAGUCAUAUAAGGCUGCCUAAAUUAGAAUUGCCAAAGUUUUCCGGGAAAUAUGACGAAUGGUGCCCCUUCUUUGACAGCUUCAAUUCUCUCAUUCAUGUAAACGCGUCGUUAAGCGACAUUCAAAGGUUGCAAUAUCUUAGGGCUUCUCUCACCGGAGAUGCGGCUCAAAUAAUUAGCGCGCUAGAAAUUUCAAAAGCAAAUUAUGCAGUGGCGUGGUCCCUCCUCAAGGAUCGCUAUGAUAACAGAUGUGCCAUUGUUCAGAGCCACAUAAAGGCUAUUAUGGAAUUCCAUCCAUGGCAAAGGAAAAUAUUUCCGAACUGCGUCAAAUCGCAGAUGGCGCCAACAGGCACAUACAUGCCCUACGGGCGCUAA
Molecule: messenger RNA, 729 nt
Organism: Cyphomyrmex costatus
Lineage: Eukaryota; Metazoa; Arthropoda; Insecta; Hymenoptera; Formicidae
Exons: 1
Coding region: 1-729 (242 amino acids)
Source: RefSeq, a predicted model, not a curated record